Molecule: messenger RNA, 624 nt
Organism: Thermothielavioides terrestris NRRL 8126
Lineage: Eukaryota; Fungi; Ascomycota; Sordariomycetes; Sordariales; Chaetomiaceae
Exons: 1
Coding region: 89-280 (63 amino acids)
Source: RefSeq, a predicted model, not a curated record
GAAUGGUGGAGCUGGAUCAGUUGGGGGGUGGAUAACCGGACGGGUUGGGGGGCAGGCAGCAAGUUCGGGUCGGAGCAGAGAAAGGGAGAUGGAAUCAUGGGGCGUUCUGGUUGGGGGGCUGAGGGUGGUGGUCUUUUUCGUGCCUUUCUUUCGUUACAGAGGCAUGGAACCAGAACGGACAGCAGCGAGGCCGAAGCGAGACAGCUACGUAAGAUGGUCAGCAGUGCACGAUUCUUACCCGAAACUAGUCCAGGGAUCGAAUGGUGGAGAUACGAGAUGAGAAGGCGUGGCAGGCUGCCCUGGCAAUUGCGAUUUAGACAACUCGACAGGAUAAAGUCAAUUGGAGCAAGUCGAUGGUGCAGCUCGACUGCGGGACACCCAAUCCUCGACUGUGUGGACUGGAACAGCGGCAAGCUGACUGUCGUCGGAAGUCGUCAACGUGACCACGUCCAAGAAUGUGACCACAAGUGCGAUUUGCAGAGGCCGUGGCGAGGUUCCACUUCCUCGUGGCUGUGUGCCCCGACUGACCUGAACCCUGUCGAGCUGACGGCUGCAGCGGUCGAUUGACAGCGACUUUCGCAAACGUUAGGCGCUGAUCAACCUUCGGUUUGCCGGCCCAUGCGG